ACCGCAUUUAAGUGUACCACCUUAAAUGUACGCUAUAAUUUAGAAUUUAACCUUUUUGAAACAACCAGAACAACACAACUAUCAAACAAAACUAUUUUAUAUUUAAGUUUUAAUUUAUUUUUGAUUAACUUUUUUUUGCUGUUCCUAAGAAACAACUCCAAAAAACAAAACAUAUUAAGAACAAAAAGGCUUAAGUUCAUUAACGAAGAAGUAAAACGACGAGACGACCAUUUUGUUCAAUAAUAAAAGAAGAAACAAGUUUUAUUUGCUGCAAGAAGACUGUACACAUAGAUGAAUACAUAUAUCAUUUUUAUUACUUUCGAUUUUAUUAUUAUUUUUCUAACACACAUACUGCUCCCCUUCGAAGAAUAUUUUCUAUUAUUUAGGAAGGCCUUAUUUCAAAAGAAUUUUUGUGUUGAGCUAAGCAAGACUCACACUUUUUAUAGUCAAUUCCCCAGCAUGAAAACCCAAUAGGCAGCCUACUUAAUCGCUACAAUACAUAGUAAGCCUGACCAAAAAAGUCAGUGGACGGCUGCCUCGCCCCAACAGAUUUUAUUUCUCCCGUAAAAUACGAGUAAGGUGAAACCUACAAAUUAAAUCAUGAUUUACGGCAUGCUGGUGACACUCUCGACGGCAAUCUAUACUACGGGGGCCACCCUUUGGCAGGUUCAACAGAGCCUAAUCAAUUGGAUGAUGUCGUUUAGUCUUUUCAUUUUGGGUGUGUUCUGCAAGCCGUAUUUGAUAGUUCCCCUGUUGGCAGCUGGGUUCUUCAUGGUGCGCCGGAUCUUGCUGCGGCGGUCAAAGCGGACCCAAGCCUGGAAAUCGCCGGGUAACAACGAGUCUGGGUCGUCCAGGCAUUACUCCAUUAAAACCCCACCAUCACGCGACACGGAGAGCUCCCUGCCCAAUAGCGUCGGUGACACAUCCCAGAAGUAGUCGAGCAACGGAUAAUCACACGAUUCACACGGGUUUAUAAAACAUAUAACAUAGUCUGAAAUACUACAUACACAUUCCAUGAGAACACUCAUACAUGUGCACGGGUGUGGAUGGAUCCUAAGACUAAAGCAAUUAAAAAAUACUGCACUGUA
Drosophila miranda is the source of this 1088-nucleotide messenger RNA. RefSeq lists its product as uncharacterized. The record is from RefSeq and is a predicted model, not a curated record. The transcript is spliced from 2 exons. Lineage: Eukaryota; Metazoa; Arthropoda; Insecta; Diptera; Drosophilidae. Bases 601 to 936 code for a protein of 111 amino acids.